AAUUGGAUAGAACAGCCAUUGGGGGAAGUGCUGCACGAUAACAGGGCUGCAAGCUAACUGUGGAGGGAUCUCCGGAGUGGAAAAAAAGACGUAAAGAUUCAACUGUGGACAGAGAUUGUGCCGGAUCCAAAAACAAUAUUCUGUGGAGAUCUAUAAAUAUUAUCUGGACUUAUUUAAGCUUGGACAUUGAAUCCGAGCGGACCGGAUAAGACACUUGGACUGUGGGAGUUGAUCUGGGGAUACGAGCAGUGGAAAAACACUUUAGCUAGCCUAGCCAGCUAACUGAGCUGGGAACCAUCGGAAACCGGAGCAUCAGAUACACUGACCUGCUAGGCUCCGUGCGAAUCCAGGGACUUGCUUAAUGAAUUAUGUCUGCCACGAGCAUUGACCCUCAGAGAUCAAAGGGACAAGCAUCUAAAGAGACAUACGUUUUGGAGCAUCUGAUGACCUAGCAUGUGCAAAAUGGUUCGCUGCAUCAGAAGGAGACUGUCCACGACAAUGACUUUGAGCCGUACCUCACUGGCCAAUCAACCCAGCAGCUACCAGUCCAUGACCGACCCCUACCUGUCCAACUACUACGCCCCCUCCAUCGGCUUCCCCUACCCCCUCAGUGAGGCCCCCUGGUCCACCGGUGGAGACCCCCCAAUCCCUUACCUCACCCCCUACGGACCCUUGAGCAAUGGAGACCACCACUUCAUGCCCGACACCGUGUUUGGCCAGCCUGGAGGGCUUGGCAGCAGCAUCUACCCCCACCGUUUUAACUUUUUUCCUGAGAACCCGACCUUCUCCGCCUGGGGCACCAGUGGCACCCAGGGCCAGCAGACUCAGAGCUCAGCCUACGGUGGCAGCUAUAGCUACCCUCCCAGCUCCCUGGGGGGCACACUGGUGCCUGAAGGCCAGACAGGCUUCCAUAGCGACACCCUCAACAAGGCCCCUGGCAUGAACAGCCUGGAGCAGGGCAUGGUGGGCCUGAAGAUUGGUGGUGACCUCACAGGCCAGGGGUCAGUGGUCAAGACUGUGGGCUCUGUGAUUGGCGGACCGCCGGUGGUGGCACAGGGGAACGGGGGUACGCCCAUCAGUAUGCCCCCGCCCAAGCCCGCCUCCUGGGCGGCCAUAGCUAGUAAGCCGGCCAAGCCCCAGCAGCUGAAGACCAAGGUGAAACCAGGCAUGCCCAGCCCUGGGGGAGCCCUGCCCCCUCCGCCCAUCAAACACAACAUGGACAUUGGCACUUGGGACAACAAGGGGCCUGUGAAUAAAGUGGCCCAAGCCCCCAUGCAGCAGCAGCAGGCUAUGAGCAUGCCCCAUGGCCACCACAUGCAGCCCCAGAACCCAAUGCAGCAGCAGAUGCAGCCCAUGGCCUUACAGCACCAGCCCCCCCACCACCAUCACCACCAGCACCCUCCUCAACCCUACCAGAACCAGACCCAACCCCCACCUCCCCAGACUCGCUGGGUCGCCCCGCGCAACCGUAACCUUGGAUACGGGCAGGGAGGGGCCGGCAUGGACGGUAGCAGCAUGAUUGGCAUAGUCGGCGGGGGUAACGGCGGUCCCCCCGGUUCUGCUGUUAUGGUCCCUUGUGGAGCGGAGAACCACCCGGUGUUGGAGAAGCUGUGUGCUGCCCACAGCUACAACCCCAAGGAGUUUGAGUGGAACCUGAAGAACGGCCGCGUGUUCAUCAUCAAGAGCUACUCUGAGGACGACAUCCACCGCUCCAUCAAGUACUCCAUCUGGUGCAGCACCGAGCACGGCAACAAGCGCCUGGAUGGGGCCUUCCGCAGCCUCAACGGCAAAGGACCCGUCUACCUGCUAUUCAGCGUCAACGGCAGCGGCCACUUCUGCGGCGUGGCCGAGAUGCGCUCAUCCGUGGACUACGGCACCAGCGCCGGCGUGUGGGCGCAGGACAAGUGGAAGGGCAAGUUUGACGUGGACUGGCUGUUUGUAAAGGACGUGCCCAACAGCCAGCUGCGCCACAUCCGCUUGGAGAACAACGACAACAAGCCUGUGACCAACUCCCGGGACACUCAGGAGGUCCCUCUGGAGAAGGCCAAGCAGGUGAUGAAGAUCAUAGUGGGCUUCAAGCACACCACCUCCAUCUUCGACGACUUCUCCCACUAUGAGAAGAGGCAGGAGGAAGAGGAGGAGGUACGCAAGACCUUUGAGCCGCCUGCACCCAUCCAGAACCGGUCUCGGCUGGAUCAGGAGCGCCAAAACAGGAACUGGGUUUGUUUUUGACCUCUCCUGCCCCCUCCCUUCCUACUCUUACUCGCAUUGAAUCAGGGUUUGACAGCACCAAGGAGAAGAGAGAAUAUCUGCCACUUUAUAUUUCUGUACAAUCAGGAACUGCCAUGUCCUGCCCCUGUUUGUCCAUUGGGGGGCGGUGUUGCCAUCCUUCAGAGGUUUAACUGUCCCAACAGGGUUGGAGGAUCCCAAAGGCAAAACAUGUUUGGACUUAGAACUGUGUGCGAUAAUGAGACUUCAGCGGUUUAUCUAUUUUUCAUUCACGAUCAACAAAGUCUAUAUUUUAUGGCUUACUACUGACAAUUUUCAGUUCAGAAAGAUGAUUUUUCUGGAGCCUUAAUAUUUCGUUUUCUAGUUAUUGAUGACUUGUCAAAAUAAUCUUUAACAGACAGUGCUGGAGAAAUCAGGGAUAGUCUGAAGUCAGACUCAGGACAUUUCAAAGGAGGAUGUGUGCAAAGGCCUCUGGGAAGGAAGUAACUGAUGGGUGUCCUCCAUGAUGAUGGAGCUCUCACCAUCUGAAUUGAAAAUGAUACUAUUUUACAUCCCUAACACCCCUCCACUUUUUUUUUGAUAAAUGACAUUCGUCUUGAAGAAGUUUUGUGUCAUUAUCGGGAGAUUCUGUUCACGUACUCAAGCCAGUCUGAGAGAAAUGUAGCAUUCACCAUUUUUUAUUAAUUAUUUUAUAAUUAGAAUGAUGUGCUGUAACUGCUACAUGUGAAUUAAUUGUUUGUUGCUCUUUUUGGAAAAAUCACUUCGGUUAAUUAUCUGUUCAACAUCAUUCUGUCUUAAUCCUUUGUUUUGUUUGACUUUUUCCCUUCUCAAAAUUUGUUUUGCUAUAAAUCUAUCAUGUCCUUGGUAAUGCUAAGAUUUAACUUAGGAGUCUGUAGUCAUGGAGAUAACCUGAAAUGAAUGUAACUGAUUUACUAUCAAGAGUAAGAAAAGAAUAAGAACUAAAAAUGGUUUCUGUCUUUUUUGUUGCUAAAAAUAUUUUGUAUAUGUUUUGGAAUGGUGUCAUUGAUUAAUAUAUAUGAAGAUAAGUCAGUGGUAUCAGGAAGUAUCUAUCCAUAGAGAUUGAUUGGGGGUUGAACAUUGAAAGAUAAACAAUUAUCCCUCUAAUUAAUAGCCUACAUUGCGCAAUCAUGCAGGCUACAAUCACAGUCUGGUAAACUUGAUUACAUUCUGGUAAACACUAUACAACUCUUUUGAGUAAUGGUUGGCACAAUGAUUGAUUUCUUUCUAGUACAGUUCCUUUACUGACCGUGCAGCAGUGUUUCCUUUGUUCUCUUAUCUCAGACAUGCUGGAUUCCCAUUCUGCACAGAGAGACAGGAUAUAAACUGUUCUGAGUGCAGUUCAAUCCAGUUUCUUGUAUUGUAGAUUUAUUCUGACCUGAGCAUUAAACCUGGCAUUCUGUGACAUCACAGUGUGUGUGAGCGAGAGAGAGACAUGGAUGUGAAUGCUGUCACUGCACAUCAGUGGAGGAGCUAUAGGAGGAUGGGCUCAUUGUAAUGGCUGGAAUUAAAUAACUGGAAUGGAGUCGAACGUGGUUUCUAUGUUUGAAACUGUUCAGUUUAUUCCAUUCCAGCCAUUACAAUGAGCCCGUCCUCCUAUAGCUCCUUCCACCAGCCUCCACUGCUGUACGUGAGUGUGAACCCGCGUUUCUUAUGUUCAUAGAGUUGCAACAGCGUUGUUACUUGCAAUGUGCGUGGAUCAGUUCCAGACUUGCUGGAUGUUUGUCACCACAGCCCAAUCUCAGAUGUUGGUUUUGUCUGUACUCUGUUGCAUAGCUGCUCCUUCACCCUGGCCAGUGUAGUGUAGCCCCUGGAUGUCUGGAGACAUGACCUCAUACAGGGGUGCAUCUCAAUAGUCAUAAAGUGGCUUCCUUCAUCUGCAGUAAUGUGAAAACACAGGGUUAAAGCCAUGUGGGUGGAUGCUUUCUGUGGUGUUUUCUUUCACCAGUCGUCUUUCACACCAGUAUAGAUGAAGGAAAGGAGACCAGUAGAGGAAGCUACUUUAGAUUAUAGACAUUGGUGUUGUCUUUCUUUUGGUCAAGAAGCAUGAAAUGGAUGUGUUGCCGAUAGUUCAGGACUUACAUGCACGCGUCGAGUUUGCUGCAAUAGAGGGCUAUGUGUAUGGUUCUAAAAUAAAGGAUAUAUCUACUACACUAAAGGAAUACAUUUUUAAAAAAUAACAAAAUUAUCGUAUAGACUUGCAAGUAAACCAAUUUAGCUAUAUCAGUGGGGAUAACCUGCAAGGUUUUGAAAGCUCUAUCUUGGUUAAUUUUAUUUUUUUCCUUUAGAAAAAAAUCAAGCCUUAAUAAACUGUAUAUUUAGCAACAA
Coregonus clupeaformis (lake whitefish) is the source of this 4575-nucleotide messenger RNA. Its product is annotated as YTH domain-containing family protein 1. Gene Ontology annotation, cellular component: cytoplasm. Bases 454 to 2232 code for a protein of 592 amino acids. The record is from RefSeq and is a predicted model, not a curated record. Lineage: Eukaryota; Metazoa; Chordata; Actinopteri; Salmoniformes; Salmonidae. Gene Ontology annotation, biological process: mRNA destabilization. The transcript has 8 exons. Gene Ontology annotation, molecular function: N6-methyladenosine-containing RNA reader activity; mRNA binding.